ACCGCAAGUAACGAAGCCGUUGUGCAAGGGAGGAGAUCAUCCAGCCGCGGGGCAGAUCGUGGUGUCAAUGUUGAGGAAGACUUGCAGCACGGGUACGCACGUAAGCGUAGAGGUCAAAGACACGACGGUGCGCACAAGAUGACUCUACGGCAAGGCGUGGCUGGGAAGACUGCGACGACGCUCGCAGAAGGACGACCCGUUGAUAUGUCAACCGAGUUGUGGUGGUGGGAGGCUACAGUGACGACAUGUGGUGUGAUAGUGGGAGACGAGCGAAGGGCAACGACGCACGCCAGCAGUAUAAGCAGGCCAACAAGUGUAUACAGCGCCAAUGGCAGAAGAGGCUGCCCGACGAGAGUCGGCGAGGCCGGUCGCUGUCACAAGUGUGACCGCGGGUAACGAGGAAUGCGUUGUUGGGUGAGCAUCGGGUAGCUGGUGGUGUGCAGUGGAAGGGAGAAG
Messenger RNA from Microdochium trichocladiopsis, 456 nucleotides. RefSeq lists its product as uncharacterized. The transcript has a single exon. NCBI's taxonomy places the organism in Eukaryota, Fungi, Ascomycota, Sordariomycetes, Xylariales, Microdochiaceae. The coding region runs from base 139 to 396 and encodes 85 amino acids. The record is from RefSeq and is a predicted model, not a curated record.